AUGUCCAGUUUACAACAACAAGACCAAUCAACUGGUCUAACAACCAUUAAUGAUGAUAACAAUAUAUUUUAUCAUAAAUUAGGCGGCAUCUCAACUACCACACCAGCACUAUCAUUAUCAACAACUCUAGCAGAUCAAACAUUAUAUGAGAAUUAUAAUUUGAAAUGGGACGAAGCUUCAUUAGAGCAGAAAGUGGCAGCACUGAAAUUGGAGACCCAAAAACAAUUACUCAAUGAAUUUAUGCUUCGAAAGGUUCAAAUGCAGAAUGCUCCGUUAACUUAUCCAACCGAAAUUCAUCUUCGUACAUCAAAAGGGUCAAGUCAACGAAACCGUGAUCUGUACAAAACAGCAUUAUGUGAUUUUUGGAGCGCUGGAAUACCAUGCCGAUUUGGUGAACGUUGCUGGUUCGCGCAUGGUCCACAUGAACUUCGUAUUGCACGUUUUGUUUACCCUGGUUUGCAUCCAUAUGAUUAUGAAAUCCGCGUGAACUCUCCAAAUAUGUUAUCAUCAUCCUAUGGACGACGUUUCUGGAAUUUGGAACAAAGUUACCCAGUAGCUAGUGCACAACCCACACCUAUGACAAUCACUCCAAUGGGCAAAAAUGUACCAAUUGGUUAUGAACGCAAACUUCGUCGCAUAUCUCCGGUUCACGAGAAUGUUAAUUCAAAGAGCUGGCGUACGACACAGCGUGUGUCAGAUGGUGAUUCUGGUAUUGGAAGUACAGGCACUAACAAUUCACCAGAAGUAAAUCCAAAAUGUCGAGAAAACUUGGAUGGUGCAACAUACCAGUUCUCCCCAUUUCAUGAAACACCAUUAACAGGUGACAAUAGAGUGGUACCGCAACACCUUCUACGUCCACUGGAUACAUUGACAAACCGGGAGCAAAUAGAUUUCUCAAGAAACGAAGCAUAUAAUCAUUGGUUAAACACCGGAACAGUACAGUCAAGCAGUAUACAGUUAGCAUCAGGUUUAGAACAGAUGAGCUGGUGGGCCGACACAAUUAGUAACGCAUAUCCAUUCAUUAACUGUCCAAGCCAAAACAUUCAGUUUAAUACGACAGGAUCGACGAAUGAACAGUGUUAUUCGAUAUGCAUUGAACCAAGAGUUGACAAAAUUGAAGCUUGA
Molecule: messenger RNA, 1125 nt
Organism: Loa loa (African eye worm)
Lineage: Eukaryota; Metazoa; Nematoda; Chromadorea; Rhabditida; Onchocercidae
Exons: 9
Coding region: 1-1125 (374 amino acids)
Molecular function (GO): metal ion binding
Source: RefSeq, a predicted model, not a curated record